AUGGAACCUCAGAGAUCAUACAUACAGGUAAUGGAAGGCAAACUGAAGUACCUGUCGAUCUUAUCAUCUGGCAUGGAGGCAAUGCUCACCAGCGGUCAGCACUCCGAUGUGACAGUGGAGGUCGGAGAUCGAAGGUUUCUGUGUCACAAAGUGGUUCUAGGUGCUAUCUCCCCCUACUUUGAGGCAAUGUUUUCACAUGACAUGCGUGAGAACCUGGACAACCUUGUGACCCUACAUGACAUUGAUCAAGACGUAUUUGAUAGUGUAUUGCAGUACAUCUACACUGGUAAAAAUGUUGUCUGUGAACUCAAUGUUGAAAAAGUUUUCCAAGCAGCCUCUCUGAUGCAGAUUCCGUGUUUGCAGGAGCGUUGUGAAGAGUUCCUUCUGGCUCAAGCAUCUUAUGAAAAUUGUAUAGGUAUAUGGAAGAUUGCUAAAGCUCACAACAGGAUGAAACUAGCGGACAAAGUGUGGAUCACCAUUUUGGAAAACUUUCCUGUUAUAUCUACCACAGAAGAUUUCCCAAAUCUAGAUGCAGAUGAACUUGUCAGUAUCAUCAAUAGUGAUCACCUCAACUCACCCAGUGAGGAGUUUAUUUGUGACGUGGCCAUACAGUGGGUCAACCACAGUUCAGAGGAGAGACAGGAUAAGCUGCAUGAGAUCUUAGGGAGUCUUCAUCUCCCCCUAGUCUCAAGUGACUACCUUUUCAACUUCAUGGACAAAACUCCCUACAUCAAGACUGAUCCAAGGUGUAUGCGAUUGCUAUUGGAGGCACUCAAAUACCACACUUGUGUUUCUCGACGUCAAGACUUCACAUCACCUCAGGCAUGCUGCAGACAGAACGGAACAAAGGAUGAUGUAUUAGUGGUGAUAGGAGGACUCUUAUCGACAACUCCGCGUUAUCAAACCACUAAGGAAGUUCUGUGUUUCAGUUUUCAGCAACAUCGAUGGUUCUAUCUCCCAUCUCUCCCAUACGACCCUGGAUAUGAGUUUGCUGCCUGCACCUAUGCAGACAGGCUGUUUAUAUCUGGGGGAUGGCUUAAACUUCAGGGUAUGGCAGAGUACAAGACACACAAGAAUCAAUGGGAAGUGUGUGCUUCUCUCUGUAAUGGGCGCUGUGGCCAUGUCAUGGUGGCAGUUAACGAUUCCAUUUUUGUGAUUGGGGGACGAGAUGGUCGUGCUCCAGCAAUCACAAGUAUUGAAGAGUUCAAUCUUCAGACAGAGAAGUGGACCAAUGCUGGUGACCUGGUACUGGGUGUCAGGUCUACCUCUGCCUCAGUCAUUGGGGAGAAAGUCUUUGUGUUUGGUGGAAUCACUGAGUCAGACAAGGAUUCUAACUCUGUCCAAUGCUUUGACUCCCGAAUGAGGACAUGUACCAUUAUUGGUGACCUUCCCUUUACCUGUAGACUUACUCGGACAGUAUCCUUGGAUACAAAUGUAUAUGUAUUAGCGCCAGAUGGACGAGUACUUCAGUUCAAAGACCCAACACACAUGAACAAUGUUCUGAAUGCAUCAUCACCCCGUGGUCGACUGGAUUCCUCUAACUCUGAUACAAGUAUUUCUGAUACUGAACCAGGCUCUUCUACUUCUUCAGAAGUUUCUAUUCUGACUCUGGGCAAACUGAGGUGUCGGCUUCCAAACUUCAGUCAACAUCACUUUGAAGUCAUUCAAUACAGAGGGAAGAUCUUGCUUGUGGGAGGCAAAACACCAGAUAAUAACAUCCUGAAAAAUGUCAAGGUCAUUGAUCUGAACAAGAAAAAUCUGGAGAUUGAGUCCAUGGAAAAUCUAGAGAUGCCAUCUGCUCGCUGGUGUUUUGGAUGUGUAAAGUCUGUAAUACGUCGUGACUAUCUCAACAAUGAGAUAUGUGGUUAG
Molecule: messenger RNA, 1869 nt
Organism: Ylistrum balloti
Lineage: Eukaryota; Metazoa; Mollusca; Bivalvia; Pectinida; Pectinidae
Product: kelch-like protein 24a
Exons: 2
Coding region: 1-1869 (622 amino acids)
Molecular function (GO): protein binding
Source: RefSeq, a predicted model, not a curated record